AGUAAAUGUGGCAAGUUAAACAACUACAAGCUUAUGGUAAAGAACGUGUGAACUCAUGCUGUCAAAAAUAUCUUGAUCAUUUCACAUCUGUUAGUCUUUUGACAUCGUUAAAAUGUCUUCAAACGAAAAAGCUCCUAAUACUCCUUUUUAUACACAAGCCUGGAGUCAUGCUACGCCAGCUGGAGAGGGAGCAACCAACAGUAACAUACCCAGACCACCAAAGGAAGUCACUGAAAGUAGAGUGUUGAACAUAGUCCGACAAAAUUGUGAAAAUAAUGGACAAAUUCAGAAUUCAGGAAAAUGUGGUAAGAUUCGAAGUUACUUUGAGUUUGAGGGAUUUCCUUUUCGAAGGAAAAAAAUAAUAAGUUGAAUAAUAAAAAUAAUUUUAGUACUAUUAAUUAGUAGGCUUCUAAAGCCAAGGGCCAAAUAUCAAUUUGUAACAACAAUAAAACUAAGGGAUUCGUAAAACUAAUUUUGGAUGAGGCUAGCCUAACUGACUUGGACUAGACUAAAACUCUUCAAGUCUAGACUAAGACUUAGGGGAAUAAAUUGUGCGAUUUUAAACUUUCAUUUAAUAAAAUGACAGAAAAUGGACAACAAAAUAACCACAAAAAAAAACUUGAAUUUGAAUAAGACCAGUAGCCAUGUCAUGUCAUGUAUAGAAUAUAAUGUAUAUAAUAUAUAAUGUAUGCAUUUGAGAGAUUGACCCUUGCCAUAACAGUACAGCAGAAAUACUGCUCAGUGCUAUAAGGCAAACGCUUUAUACAGGAUAAUGUGAUGACUACACUAUGGUAGAGAAUACCAAACAAGAAAUUUAUCAGUGGCAGCAAUUAAAAAUGGUAAACUGCACUGGGACACCUCGCGAUAAUGCGAGUAUAGACAUGGUCAUUGACUCCUAGGUCUUACUCUUAGUCAUAGUGAUUUAUAGAGAAAAACCUUGAAUGGAACCUUGAUCAUCAAUGUCAAUAGACUAGACUGAAGAUGAGGUGAAUAAGAAUAGGAUGAUCUGGACAUUUUUGGAGACGAAUUGACAUCAGCUGAUGAUACAUUAUUGGAAAGGAGGGGCAAAGGUGGUAGAUCAUAUUUUACCUUCUUGAUGAAUUUAAUACUAAUAAAAUGGAAUAUAUAAUAUAAUAGAAAAUUUAUUGUUGGUCCAUAUUGUCUAUCUCUCAAUUAUUAAAGAAUCCAAAUUUAUUUAAUUUGUAGGGAUUUUAAUAUUUAAAUUGUGUCUUUCUGUAGCUAAGCCUAAGCAGCCCUUUAACUAAUUCUACAAAAACAAAAAUUAAAUUCCAGCCAUUUUUUUUUCCAUUUAAUAACAUUUACACACGACUUAAAAGAGCCCUUGGGGUCUAUUCUGAAACCUCUUCUGUCAUCAGGGUGUUCUUCUUAAAGAAAUUGUCUACUGGUCACAGUUGUAAGCUUUAGUAACCUAUUAAUUUAUUUCAAAUUCUUCAUUAAAUUUCAUUUAAAAAAUCAAAUAUUACAAAACAAUAAUAUGGCAGGUUUGAAGCACUAAAGUUCUGGGGAAACAAGUAAAUAAUUAUACUCAAAUACGAUCACUGAUUACAUACCUUUAAUUUAUGAUGCUAAAAUAUGAGAUCACAGUCAUGGAUUGGUUUGCAUGGGAAUUUUAAGGUAGUAGAUGGUUGAGAUCUCCUGCACUUCAUAUCUAUUGUUUCCAUGAGUUUGAAAGCUUUUGGAAGAUACAUUGGUUGUUUAGUCAUAUCAUUUUUUAAGUUUUCUAGUACUGUGUGUCCUUCAUUUCCCCAUCUUACAAUAAAGGUACUUCACUAAAAAUUUCAAAGUAGUUAUUUAUUAAUGAAACUUGUACCAUUAUAAAGUCUAAGAAAGGACUCUGUAUUUCCUUUCCAUUCAAGUCCAUUGAUAGCAAGUUUAUUUUUAUAUUUUAAUUUUUUUUUUAAAGUUAUCGCAUUUUAAGUUUCAUUAUUUGGCCUUACAUAGCUUAUCUGUCCGCCUUAUUAAUUAAUUCCCUAAAAUCUGUUGUCGAAAGACAUCUUCAACAUUCGUGAUGUGUUUUCACUUUUUUGUUUGCAAAGUUAAAGUUCUGAAAGUUUCAGUGCAUUUCAAUUAGGUUUCGGGCUUUAAUAAUAAACCUUUGUGAUGUUAUUACUGCAAUAAAAAUAUAAAUUUUAUCUCUUGAGUUAAAGCCUCAAAAUUAAAAAUGGCAAUAAAUGUUUUGAUGACUGGUCUUUGAACAACAGAGGAAAUGUAAAUUUCUUUUUAAAAUUAGACAUUCAUUCAAAAGACCACAUUUUUUACUUGUAAUGUUACAGCCUUCAAAUUUUCAGCAUAGUUAAAUUAUGUAUAGGGGUGCAAUAACAGCCAUUUUAUUAUUAAUAUUGCAAUAAUUUUAUUACAAUCAUUGGGAUUUUAGCAACGGAGAGUAAGUAAAUUUAAUUUAAAAAUUUAGCCUUUUUGUGCAUUAAAAAUACAAAUUGCAUAAAUGUAAAUGGUGAAGUUAUUGCGUACAAUCAUAGUUUAUUACUAUUAAUACUGUAUAAAUAUUUCCACAGAAUAGCUUUAUGAAAUAAUUAAUAAUAAUGUAUUGUUGCAUUGAAAAAAUGCUGAUCACAAAUGUUAAAUAUGAUGAUCUAAUCCAUGAAAUUAAUGAUCCAAGUAUCCAUGCUAUUUGAAAUCCACAGUACAAAUGAUGAUAAUUAAACAUUAUAUUAGUACUUUUAUAGUUCACUUAAAGUUAAUGGCUGAAUAAAAAAAGAUACAUUUUCUUUUAUAGAAAGAUGAUGGUCAAAAGCAAUGUUUUGGCUGAGUCCAUGGCAAUUUUGAUCAAAUAUAUAACAGUAACAGUUGUAGAUACCAUUGAUAAUGAUUCACUCCAUAUCAAAGAUGAAUGGAUUUACAAAAAUGGUUACCUUUAUGUCAACAUUGUUGAUUCCACCCACAUUGAUUAUAUUUGAGUCCUGUGUGUAUAAAUUGCCAAUAAAAUGCAGUUGAUGGAGAAAAAUAUCCAAAGCUGUUAAGAUUAUGCUUUGGUGGUCCCCAUUGUGCUGGAUUGUCCAGUGGGACAUUCAGUCACAUCAGGAUGGGUCUUUGUUAAAACAGGAAAGACCAGUAAAACAACUAAAGUUGUUACAAGUAAAAUUGUUCAUGUAGACAUAUUUUGGCAGUGGAGACCGUAUUCCAGAGAAGUAUAGAGAAAAGUUUUGCUGAAGGAGCACUAUGCACAGCUGGGGAGUCAGCACUUAUAGGUAGAAGAAGCAUUAUUUUCCACUUCAUCGCUACACAAGCUCCUUGUAAUUCUGUGUGGGUCAUGUAAUCGGGACGAACUAAAAUAGAUAUAGAAAUUCAAAUUUAAUUAAAAAACAAAAUAAACACUUUAACAUAAGUAACAAAUGAUACCUUCUAUAUAACAAUUUGAGUCUCAUCUGUAUUAUUUCAUAUUCUUUAUUGUCUACCUCUUCAGAUUAUAGCCAACCCCCACCUUCUGGAAAUCAUCACCCUCAGACUCAGUCCUCUUUUCAACCAAGCCAAAAGCAACUCACACUUCCAGAAAUAAAGAGUCAGCUAUCUGCUGAUGCUAAAGUAUUUGUUCCACGGAAUCAGGUUGAGGUAUUAUGAAUUGGUAUCACUAAUACCUGUCUAAAUAGUUUGCAAAAGUCCUAGUGAAGAAGGAUGAUUUAAAAACAAUUUGCCUGAAAAUUUUUAAGCUUUUAACAAAAAGUUUUUUUAUGCAAAAUUAUCUGCGCCAAAAUAAAAAUUCUUCAUAGAAAUAUUUGUUUUAAACUAGAUGUUACAUUGAUUAGCUACUAAUAUUUUCUAACCAUUCACAAUUUGAAGGCAGAUGCUUGCUAACUACCUAACAUUGAGUUUGUUACUGCCUCUAAGCAUGGUAGAUGGUUUAUCUCCUAGUAUUUAAAUGUUUUACUUUGUUCCAAUGUCUCAAAUAAAUGAGACCAGUGGAAAUUCUUGAAGCUUUGAGCAAGAUUUAUCAAAAUUGAUAGCAAUAUUUAAUAAUUUUUUUGAAAGUGGUGAAUAAAAUAUCACUAGUGUGAAAUAAUCUGGUAUUUUAUAUAAAAAGAGUUUGGAAUAGACUAUAGAAGUGCAAUGGAGAUAAACUGGAUAUUAAGCUAAAAAUUGUUAAUCAUCUUCUAGACUGUAUACCUGCCUGAUUCCUAUGAUGACUCUCAAUACAACACAUCAGACGAUUCCUAUGGCUUGUCGGUUAGUGCUGCUGAAUUUGUGCCCCGAAGCGCUGAAGACUAUAACUCUUACAAUGAACAAUAUUAUCAAGUAUGUGUUCCAGCUAUUAAUGCUUUGUGCCACAUCUUUUAUGUGUUGCUUCUCUCAGUUUCCAUAUAAUUCUCAGAGCUUGAUCGAGAGCACUAAUUUUACAAAUUUUUAGACAUACUUUAAGUCUUAAAAUUUGUUGCUUUAAAUGAAAUUAUCAAAUAAAUACUGGAACCAUAUUUUAUAGUAACUCAUUUCAUCCUUCAUUGAAUUAUUAUAAUAAAUAUUCUAUCAGAAUUGUUGAUGCCUUUCUUUUGUCUUUUUAUGUAUAGACCAUACCCUACGAAUAUGAUGAUCCUAAUUAUGUUAUGAAUGCACUGAAUGGGCUAUCUUUGCAAGAAUAUGAGCCCAGUUCAUCUUACAAUGGGCACGGAGAGAGCACUGGCAAUGCAAUACUGGAUCGGUUCAAUCAUUGUCUUUAUGUGCUUAAUAUGCACCCUGGAAACAUGGAGGACUAUCUGCGUCCUAUUUGUGAAAUGAUUGAAAGAUCUGGAAGUACUGAAAUUGUCAAUGAAAUGGUUGAGAGUUUAUUCAAUCAGGUAAAAACCUUUUAAAAAUAUUUUUUGGCUCUUUAGAUUUUAAAUUGUAUACUUUUUUAAUAACCUUCAAAUGUAUAAGUCUAUGUCAAAAAAAUUAACUGCUUAUUUUAAAUGUUAUAUUUUCAGAGUAUACAAGAGCAAAAUUUUCGAUACACAGGGGCAAGAAUAUGCCAAUUUCUUACUAGUAACUUAAAGAGCAAUCCACUGUUUUCUGGCUUUCACAAAAUUUUCAUUAAAAGGUUUGUAAGAUACCCUCUUAUUUAAAAAAAAUUGCAAUGGAUUUUUAUUAUUUUGUUAAAGAUGGGAUGCCUUAAUAAUUUACCAAUUCACAAUGGUCUGCAUAGUUUUUUAAGCAUCUUUUUUUUUCUAUAAUUGGUAAUUAAAAAAAAUAAUUUUUUUAAAAUUCCAUUUAAUAAUUUUUUCCCACAAUACUUUGUCUGAAUGAAUAGAACACAAUCUAAAUGACUCUUUUGUGUAAUCUAUUAAUUACUUCAGAUGUCAAGUCGAAUAUGAAAAGCUAAUCCAGGGUAAUUGUUGUGACCAAGAAAGGUUACGUGGCUUGUCCAUGUUUAUGGCCGAGAUCUUUCUAAAUGUAGAGGUAAAAAAUUUCUUAAUUAAAAGAAAUUUACAUUUAAAAAUUUACUUGCACACAUUUUAAAGUAAAGUUUGUAUUACAUAUUAUUUUAAAUUUCGUUAAUUGAAAUAGUAAUUGACUUGACAAUAUUUUGUUUUAAGACUGUUAACCAAGAUGGAGCAAUUGAAAGGCUGGCUUUUCUUCCAAAAAUACUCAUACACUUUGUUCAUACUCUGCUAUCUCAACCUAAUGAUCUGAAUGUGAAGUGUUCAUGUCAGCUUCUUAAGGUAAAUAUUUAAAUAUUAAAUUUAAAAAAUACAAAUAACAAUAAUUUAUUGACAUAAAUUUCUUUUUAUGCAAUCAAUCAUUAAUUAAUGAGAAUUAAAAUUUGUAACACAUUUUGUGUAGUGCAUUUUUUUUUUUCUACUGAUUUGGUUUUUGUAAUUUCAUUGUAAAUUUACAUAUGCAUAAUUUUUGCAUUUUUUUCAUUAAGUUGUCGGGUGCAUUAAUCGACGAUGUAGUGAAGUCACAGCGUGAUCAAUGCAUUAAAUUUGAGGAAAUUUUUAUUAAGCUUCAAAAGCUCAAGUCUGAUCCUGGAUUAUCAGAGUAAGUCAUUCAUUAUAAAUAAGUUAAAAUAGAAAUUUAAAAAAUUGUUUGUGUUUUGGGGAGCAUUUAAUUUAUGUAGUUGCUUUUAAAACUUUUUUUUUUUUUUUCAUUUUGGCUGAAUGUGUAAAUUUUACACUCUCCUUUAUCUGAUUCCAUUUUCUUAUAGAAAUAAGUUUAAACAAUGUAUACUACUUAAUGCUUUAAAACUAACACCUUUUUGGUGAACAAAAUUACCCUGAUUUAAGAACUCUAUUUAGAUUGGCUAACACUUUGGAUCAGUAUUAUCAUUCAAUGUAAGUUUUGCGAGUAAACAAGAUUAUGAUUCUCUCAUUAUCAGUAAUGCUAAAUUCUUGGUGGGAAGUGUUCUAAAUCUGAAAGAAAAUGAAUGGAAUAGAAGUGUGUCAUCGCCACCAAAAAAGACCUUUCAGUUUACAACAGAUCCCAACAAUUUCCAGGUAUAAAAAUGUUAUUACUUAUUAAAAUUUACCUUAAGUUAAAAUACAUCACAAGUAAUUGCAGAUCUAUGUCAUACAAUGAGGGACAACCAAUAUUAGAAUAGGACUAAUGAAAUGCCAUUAACAAAUUUUGAAUUGCUGGAAUUUUAAGUCAUGUAAAAAAAAACAACCCAAUUAAGUUACCAGACCUGUUUACUCGUACGAUUUUGGCGUACAAUGUACGAUUUUGAGGUGUAUACAUUAUAUAUACUGAUGUUUAGUUUACUAUUAAGAUAAUGUAUUGAUUGAUUUUGUGAUAUAUUGUACGAUUUUAAGAGUUUGAGGGUAAACAGGUCUGAGUUACUGAUUUGAAAAUUUACUCCAGGUUCCUGAACCUGUUUUCUAUAACAAUGAUGGCUCAAUAUGCAGUAGGACAGAAGCAGGUUUACCAGAGGAAGAAGGUGAGGAUGGUGCCUAUGUAUUGAAUGAAGAAGAGGAGAUUGCAUUUCUUGAAUGGCAGGCUGAACAAGAAGGCUUGACAGACCAAGGACAAGGUUACUUCAAUGAUACUGGAUAUGAUUCUUACCAGUUGUGAGUGCACUGUUCAUUUUGCUGUCUGUCCAUAAAUGAAUUUUUAAUUUAGUUUAUAGACAUAGCUAUAACAAAUAAUUAGAAUCACCAACCCUGGCGUAUUUGGUGUUGACUCCUGUUUUUUUUUUUCUUGUUUGGUAUUAAUAGAACUUACUCCCACAUAGAAAGUAUUUUAAUCAGUGUUGGUUAUUAGGGAUUUAAUACGACUGUAGCUUUUAACUUAGUUCCAGGUUCUCCAGUGUAUAGACAUCCAUUCAAUUUAAACAUUUUUAUUAGAUUUGCAGAAACUUUUACCACAUUCAGGGGUGCCACUUUUCCGGGCCAUCCCGGAAUUCCGGAUUCGUGAGGCUAAAUAUUUUUCAGUUCCGGAUUCGCGAGUUUUUAUAUUCUCUCUUUCCGGAUUCGCCAGUUCAAUUUAUUCAAAUACGGAUUCUGUCUGUUUUUUGUUUUUUUAAAGAAUCAACGUGCAACAGAAUUCGCGAAAAACCAGGAAAAUUCCUUGAAAAUGGACGUUAAUCGCCGAUCUCGUCUAUUUUUAGCCUUUCUGUUGACAGAGAACUAGAGGUUUCCCCUUGCGCAUGCGCUUUACGCUACGCGUUUCGAGUACCGUAAUACUUCAAUAGACCAGAAAUAUUUAUUUUCUGUUCACGUCGCCGAUCAAGAGAUAUUUGAAGUGUUUGGGUAAGGAAAGUGUAAAAUUUAGUAAAUAUCUUUUUAAUUUAGUUUUUAAUUGUUGGGUAACCAUUAUCAUAAAAAGAAAACUACUCGUCCGAGCGCUGUCUAACAAGACUAAGCUUAGCGUACUUUGUUAUGUAGUUUUACUGUAUGCAGGCGACUUGUAUUUUUUUUUUUUAUUAGAAGAGCUAGGCGGCGUUUAACUUUUUUUAAAGACUUCUUAAGUUCACUUUACAUUUAAUUACGGAGUAAGCCUUCUAAUUUUAAAUAGGCUAAUAUGAUUAAGUUAUUUUUAUCCGUUCUGUAGAGAGCCUGACAUAACCGUAUUUAGUUAGUUUUUAUUUAUUAGUUAUGCACUCCCGUGUUCUGACUCUGGGUAUACUACUUUACGGUAAUUUGUAAUUCUACUAUUAGUAUUCAUAAUGCUCUGUAUUACCGUAGCAGUAGUGCCGUAGUUAAAUUUAAAUACUGGUAUAAUAUAGUCGAUAUUAUUAUUAUGUAUGCCUUACUAUAAACUAUAAAUCUAAUAAUAUUUUAUUUUGUUUCACUAUUCAGGAUCUAGGCUCAAUAAAAAUAUGUAAUGCCCAACAGUUAACAGUUCCUUUAACUUUAAAGAACUGAUGGGCAUUACAGUUACAGUACAGCAAUUGGCAAUCAUGAUUGAAUAAGCAUUCAAUGAAUACUAUGCUGGAAAUAUUGAUAUCAAGUAUUCAAGGGGAAAAUGUCUGAGUCAAUCAUCUUUAUCACCCAUCUUAGGUGUCCACUUUUGUAACUUCUCAAUUUAUGAAAUUUAUGUGUCAAACUAUGAAACUCUCACACUUGGGAGAUAGUAUAGACACUAAAGUGUGUUGAUUCAAACUAUCCAUUUUCAUCAUAAAGAAGACAACAUUAACUCCAUAUAUGAAAAGAUAAUUUCCAUUUGUGGUAGCUAUACUUUUGUUCUAAAAUGCCCAGAUAACUCAUUGCAAAAGUUGACUUUUCAAGUCUAAGUAAAUUGAAAAAUUGCUAUUGCUGUAAAUUUAAUAAAUACUAAUAAAUGUUUACAUGUAUACACCUUAAUUGCUUAAUUUUGUUCAUUUGUGAUGUAUCUCAAUGUUUUAUUUGAUAAUUUCAUGCUUGUUUUUAUAUUAAUCAACAAAAUGCCGCAUUGCGAUAAUCAGGAAUUUUGAGUUUCAUUAAGUUUCAGGGAUUGAAAAAUUUGUAAAUGAAGUUUCAGGUUUCAAGAAAUUUUUAGAAAGGGAUUUCAGGGUUCACAGCUUUCAGUGAGUGGCACCCCUGACCACAUUUCAAUAUUUAAUUUCCUAAUACAAAUAACAUGGUCGAGAUCUAUUUUACAAAAUUUUCUACACUUAAUAGCUAUCAUUACCCUCUUGUCACUUGAUGUUUCCUGAAGCCACCAUAGCCCUCCUUAAUCUUGUGGAAAAGAGGAGGAGGGGUCGGGGUUGCCCACUUUAUAAAUAAAAUAAAAUUAUUAUAACGUGUCUGAUUUAAUAGCAAAGUAAUGAUUAUAGUUAAAGCAUUAGAAUGGGAAAUAUAUACAUUUUUAAAAGAUAAAUGAUAUAGCUUAUGCAGUAAGAAUAACAUAGAUGUUUGCUUUCAGUUUUAAUUCCCUGCCACAAAAUACUUUUCAUUCCAUUAUUUGACAUCAUUUUCAGUUAAGAUCACUCCUCUCAAUGAGCCUAUCAUUGUCUUGUUCCAGCUAGUCUGAAUCGGAGUGAAAUAAAUCUUAAGAUUCUUGGAAGUUCAAGAAAUUUUAUGUUAUACCAUAUCUUUUUUUACCACUCUGAAACAUUAUCUAAUUUUAUUUUCUCGCGAUGAACAUCAUUAGUUUUAUAGCUUAAAAUGCAGAGGAAUGGCUGGAACAAUCCUUUCAUGAGCAAGAACGUUUUUAUAAUAUAUUUUAUGAUAUAUAAAGGCUAUUUAGGGUCAAAGAGAUGCAUGGGAAUAAGCGUCUUUAUCUACUUUUAGUUUUGUCCACAUCAGAGCAACAAAAAUGAAAAAAAAAUGCCAUUUGGCUUGCAUCAUAAAAGUGCUUAAAGGUUUAUUUUCUAUACCAAAAACCUUUAAUGUUGGAAGGGCAGGGGAAUCUUGAGUGUUGUGAAUUAACAAACUACUUUCCAAAAGUCUUUUUUUAAGUUCCUUUUUUUUCAGGUCAAUUAAAUUAUAACCCUGUUUACUUUUAUGAUUUUGGUGUACAAUUUUGAUUGAGACAUGUCAGAACUAAGAUUUAACCGGAGACUGGGUUUUAAAAAAAAAAUAUACAUAUACUCGUGGUUUUUAUGAUUUUAAAAAACAAAUAAAUCAGUGUUUUCAGUUCUUAGUUUUAGCUCCUUUCUACAUCUAGCGUUGUAUGGUCAAAGAAAUACGAUUGGCUGGGGACAAUCCCUAAUAAUAAUAAUACGUAAGCACUGCAAGGGGAAAGUGGCUGGUGACUUGGAAGUGGAUAGGAAGGGUAGAUGGUGGCGUCUAAAUAUACAUUUAAGCCUAUAAAAUAACGCCUCCAUGUUUCGAAGUGAUUGUCAUAUUGUUGUUUUGUGUUUUCACAAUGAAUUUACUAGAUACAUGAACAGUAAUAUUUAGUAUAUUUGCCUUAGUGAUUCUCUUCCCUUUUCCCAAUAAAGCCUGGGGUAGUUAUUAGACAACAAAAAAAAAAAUUUGAUGGAAAAUAAAAUCAGGUUUCUAGACUUAAUGCAGGGAUGGUUAACACGUGGCCCACCACAUUAAAUAUAGUGGCCCACCAGAUGUAUCAAAAAAUGAACUUAUUUCUUCAUUCAGUUUCAUUUUUUUGCAUAGAGCAUGUUUGAAAAAUAUAUAUAAAUUUUUUUUCUUUUGUCGGCACACACCAUUUUGGUGUACCUGCUUCUAUUUUGGACUGAACUAAAAAGUAUAUUGAAAUAAGCAAUAAAUUAUAAAAAUCUUUUUACUAUUUAGUAUCUACCCGGUACUAAAAUUUAAAGAUUUAUAUAAUCACAGCUGGGUAAAGUGUAACUUAUUUUCUCACAAGCAUUUUGAUUAAGUGUAGAAUGAUGCAAAAGUAUAUUCAAAAGUGCUUCACUCCAUUUUGAAUUUUUACAACAUUUCUAGGAAGUGGGGCUUUGCCUUCUUCUCAAAUCUCAGCUCCACUUGGGUGAUUUGGGUGGGUGUCCUUAAUGUUCACUCCCCCAAAACAUCUAUCAAAUGGGCAAAUAACAGGGCACCUAAUUAUUUGCAAUAAUGCACUGUAUGUAAAUAAAGUCAAUGUGCUUCUUUGAGAAGUGACCUUUAUUAGACUGGAUGCUGAUAGUUAUUGUAUACAUUAUACUAUAUGUUUAUUUACUAUUAUUAUAGGAUAUUGUACAAUUUUGAGAUAGUAAAGUACUAUUCUGAGAGUGAAUCAUACUAUUUUGGGAGUUCUAGUGUAAUCUAGUCUGCAUUUGGAAGCAUCCAUCUUAUCCCCCCUCCCCCCCCCCACCACAUUCUGCAUUUACUCGAAACUGUAUGGAAUGAGUUAAAAUAGUUUUAUGCAAUUUAGCAAUCAUCAUAUUUCAGCUUGAUUUUGAAACCAUUUAAAGGAUGAAAUAUUUGUCCUAAUUCAUGGGAUUCUUAUUGUUGCAUCUUUCUCCAUAUUCUCUUGUCCAUUGAUUUAUUCAACUCUAUAAAUAUUAAUUGAAUCAUGUUAAUAAGUCAUUAUAAUUUAAAUGAUUGUACACAUUUCAAUAUCAAAUCUGAAAGUAGAUAGACUUUUACUUUCAUUGUGGUAUUGUUGUGAUCAUCUGAUUUAAACAGAGUAUCUUCAUUAUUUGUUAUGUACAGCCUCUUGCAAUUUUACAGAGAUGAAGGGGUUGAUGAUGGAGGGAUGGGAGAUGAGGUAGAGGCAGCCUAUGAAGAGUUUCUUCAGGAGCAGAGUAAUUACAUUCAAGGUUAUCAGUCUAAUCAGACGGGGCAUUCUAUUCCACCACCUCAGCAACAGAUAAUGACACAACCCAUGACUCACCCAAUGUAUCAGGUGAGUCUGUUGAAUAAGACACCUGGUUAAUAUUUCUUCCUCAAGGAUUUCAACCCUUUGAAUCCUGGAUUCCUCCCCACUUAAAUCCCAAUUCCCCUGUACUCAUGCAAAAAUUCACACAAAAUUUGAUCCUGGGGAUAAAAUAUAAGAUGCCUUUUAUUGAUUUUGUAAAUGUUUUAAAAUAUAGUUUAUCACCAAAAAUUUUGUUUUGUAUCCCAGUCCUCCCAGCAUGUAGAACCUUAUUUUAGGCAGCUGUAACUUUUGAACAUUUUGCACCAAAAUUUUAUUUGCCCCUUUUUUUAUUGGGUCUGUGUUGGAAAGUCACUGAAAUGUCUACUUGACUUCAUAACACAAACAACACACAUGUUGUUUCCUGUAGCUUUUACCCACAUUGAGUAGCCUGUCAUAGCUAUCAACAAGACUGUUAUUUCUCUGCCAUCCAAUCACCAAUGAGUGGCAAACUUAUCUAAUUUCAUUCAUGAACAUUCCAAAUGAUCUGAAUCAUUUCCAGUAUUUUUGUGAGAGUUGUAGUUGUGUAUAAGAACAUAGAAAUUAUUGCAGGCCCUCAUAUGAUGAGGCCAAUGAUAAUGCAGGCGGUUUUGUUGAGUCAAUAAACUUGAUCAUUCACAUCACAAACACCCAUGAUUUUAGUGUAGUCCAUACAAUUUUUGUGUUAGAACACCUACUGUAGUUCCAUCUUUAUUUCUUCUUUUUAGAAUUUGUAUAUCAGUUGGGUUGUGAUAAGUAGAAAUAAAUUGUACGGGUCUUUGGUCCAUCCAGACAAGACAGUGUUAUUGUGGCCAAAAGACUGAUUGGCCAUGAACCCUUUUUUUUUGCUAGCUAUUUCAGCACCAACCUUGGAAACACAUCCUCUAAUUUUCCUUUGUAUAUUUCUAAAUUUAAAAUAUAUUCAGUCAGCUUCUUAAGCCAUGUUGGCCAUAUCCUCCAUUUAUUUGGUAUUGAUUCUGAUAUAUUGUUUGAACUUAAGUCUUCAUUUAGAUGGGAUCAUUCUUUUGUUUUAAGUUCAAAUGUUGGGAUAGAGAAUAAUAAUGUCUAAACUUUGGCAGUUUAUUAAUUUUGUCCAGAUCUAAGGUGUGUGUGUGAGACGGGAAUAUAUGUCUUGUGGGGUAUGGAUUUUUAACACACAGACCAGUGUGGGAUAUGGGCUCAAAGGGUUAUAACUUCUGUAUAUCAGACCCGUUUACUCUUAUGAUUUUGGCAUACUAUGCACAAACCUGCGUGGGGGAGGGGGGGGGCUAGUUGGUUUAAGAUCUACAUACUAAUGCACAAGCCUUUUUUAGUAAAUAAAGAAAUAUAAAGUUACCUCCAUUGUCUUUGAAGAGUCCACAGAACAUGAGGAAAACUUUACUGGAAAUUUUGUUUUCAUAUGUAUGCAGGCUGCUAAGAGUUCAGUUUUAAAUAAAGUUUUCCAGCAUAUUCCUAAUGGCCUUUUUGGACUUGUCCAACAGCUCUUUGGACAACUGAAGGUUAGCAUUGCAACUGAUUUUAGUUACAAGCAAGUUAGAAAGAGUAUCAACUUUCAUUCUUGCCCUUGUUUCAUUGUAAUUUUUCUUCACAAUAUACUAGCAAUCUGCGAGUCUGGAGACAUUUCUUUAAUUCUGGCAUUAAUACGAUCAGAGUUGGCUGGAGAAAUAUUUCCUUCAAUAGGAAAGGUCGUAAAUGAAGCUUCCGAUCUGAUAACUGAAUCAUCUGAUUCCUUAGCAAAGAAAUUAGACAUGGAUGUCGUAGAUUCACUAAUUUUAGCUGCAGUUGUAUGUUUUUUGGGGUUAAAAUAUGUUCAUUAAUACCCACUACUUUCACUAGAUUUUUCCAUUUAAGAAAAGCUGAAACAAACAAAAAAGAGUCAUAACACAACUGAAUUGUGUUCUAGCCUAGUAAAAGGAUGAAUCAUGAUAGAAACAAUUGAUGAUUGAAGUAUAAUUUGGAGAUCACGGUUCUCUACAAUAAAAACAAGGCAGUCUUUAUACGUCCUGCGAUCAGACAAAUAGUGCAGGAGUUAUUCAUUUGGUGGGCAUGUCAUGCUUUAUUUAACAUUGUCACUUUUUAAAAAAAUUUUCAUUAUAUAUACCAGCAAUGGUUUUAGUAUUUCUUUUGUAGAAUUGAAAGUAUUUCUUUUUCAUGUAAAUAUCCAGACUAUCUUGAAUUUGUUCAAAUGAAGUACCCUAAACUCUGAUAGACUAUUAGCGGUCAGGUGACGAGGCUGAUGGACAAGCAUCUCAUGCAACUUUGUUACGGCGGUCAUGUAACUUGGUCGAAUAUAUUUUAGCUGGACGAAUAUCUCGAGAACUUAUUCGUCCGGUCGCCGGACAUUAGACACUUUGUAAAAACAAGGAAGUGGCAUCAACGAAAUGCACCACUUCCUGUCAUACCUUUUUUUUUUUUUCGUCGCUUUUGUAUUUUUGUGAUGGGUGAAAAAUUAUCAUGUUAGGGGAAAAUAGGAAUUUUUAGGGGUUUGUCGGAAUGAGGGGUAAAAAAUCCAUAUAAUUCGUCAAAAUCGGAACGGUUCACAGGUCUGUAUAUAUGUUUUUGAGACAUCUUGUACGAUUGUUAACUAUAAUUAUAUUAUAUUUUCUCUGAGAGGGGAAUGGCAUAGUAGUCUGUACAAUUACAACUGCCACAUUUUCGUAAUGACAGUGGUGAUGGUCAUAUUGUUGCUUUAUAUUUUCAAAUGAAAUCGCUAGACAUGGCAACAGCAAUAAAAGGGUAGUAACCCUAGGCCCUACUGACAAUUUUAGUCAAUUAGCAGCAAUCCAUAUAGUACCUACACAGUGACUGGGGAAGUGGGGAGUGGUAUUAAAUUUUGAAACAAUAUUAGGAGUUGAGAGUAAACAGGUCUUGUAUAUGUGAAGUUUAAAAAUCUAUAUUAUAAGUUAAAUCUGCAUUUAAAUAUGUGUGUCUUUGUAUAAAUAUAUAUAUAUAUAUGUAUUUUUUGUAUAUAUUUAUUAACAGUGAAGUGUUGGAAAAUUGUAAUUGAAUAUUAUUUGGCAUUCCAGUUAUUUAAAAAAAAAACAUGGAGGUAUUACAGGAAUUUUUAUCUUGUGCCAUAACAUAAAUUAAUCAAGGUUUUAUUUUUUCCUUCCACUACUACACAGCAACAGGGGCUGAAUCAGAACUACUACGGCAUGAUACCCCCACCAUCAAAUCAACAGCAGCAACAUAUGCAUGCUACAAUGAUGCAGCCCAACCAGUUGCCCCAUCAAGAUCAGCAACAUCCACCACAACAGUAUCCAUACAAUGGUGACAACAGCUAUUACCGGUGAUAGAGGCAGGUGAUAAAAAAAACGUGUGCUUGUUUUUUAUGCUCAAACAAGAGAAAAUAAAAAAAUACCUAAGCUUUUUAUGUUUAAAUGCUCUUUUUAAGUUUUCUCCUUUGCAUGUUCAGAUAAGUUUUAUGUGCAUUCUUCUUAUUAUAUUUCAGUUUUUUUGGGUCCUUUAUUAUGUUUCUAAUUUUGUUGUUAUGCUCUCAGAACUUGAAGUUAAUUGAUGCAGUUGUUGGCAGUAAGCCUUUUGGAUGCUAGGACUGAAAGAAAAGGUUGAGUUUAUAAAGAGGAUAACGCACAUUCAAGUAAUAACACUAAUAACAGCAAUAACUUGUCAUGUUUGUGAAACUUGAGCCGUGUGCAGAUUAGAUUUACUGGCUAACCCAUUUCUUUCUCUGAUUUGGUUGGCUGAGCCCUGUCACUAGUAAACAUUGUAUAUCAAAAGCUGUCAUACAUUUCUAUUUUUUAGCACAUGUUUUCAAAGUCAUUACAAAGGUACAAGCGUAAUUUUCCUUUAUUAUUAUAAUGCAUUGAAUAAAUACAUUUUUAUUGAUGGUGAUUAGUUUCAAAGACAGAUAUUGCAUUGGGUGAAUUCUUUUUUUUGCUCCCUUAAUUUUACAAAACAAACCCCAACAGCAUUUAGAAUAAAAGGUAGUUUUAUUUAUAUUUAGCAUUAUGUUUUUCUUGACUUUUCUAAGCGUAAAGCAAACAAAAGACAAUAUUUGAACAACAUAUUUAAUCCAUGAUUCAUUUAGCUCUUUAAAGGUUGGUUGUUUCUCCAAUUUAAAAAAAAAAUUUUGGCAUUCAGUGAAUGAAUUGAAAGCAGUCACAGAUUUAAUUUUUAAAUUCAUUAUUUGUGAUGCACUAGUGUUAAAGAUAAGCACAGAUUAUUAAAAGUGACAUUUUGUUUAGAGACUGAUAAAGUAGGAAAAAAAGGGAACAAUCCCUAAAAAUUAACUAAUAAUUUCUCUUGUUGGUGCAUUUUCAAAAAAAAAAAGAUAGUUAUUUACAAUAAUUUCUUUUAAAAUUUAUAGGUGUCACUAUUUGCAGAGGUGUUCAAAUUUGUUCUUGCAUAGUCACAUAAUCUUUUAUGAGUUACAGCUUUUAAUUUUUAAAACAUCUAUAUUUCAAAGCACUAUUACACGUGCGCCCCCCCCCCCUUUUCUGUUUUAUUAAAUUUUGCUUUAUAACAAUUUCGAUCAACUUCAAAAAAUUAUUUUGAUACAAAUAUAUUUUCAGCCUUAGAUAUUUUCUUGUUAAAUUUAUAAAAAUAGAACUCUUACUUAAUCUUAAUCAAUAAAGUUAAAUGAUUUCAUUAAAAAAUUUUUUUUUUUAUAUAUAUAGUUAAUUCUCACAAUGCGCUCAAUAUUUUUUCUUCUUCCAGAUUUUAAAAUUUAAUUGUACAGGAUGCAUGCAUGCUUGCAAUUACUGUGUGUGCAUGUUAAUAUCAGGCUGAUAAAAUAGUUGACUGCUUACCAUGGUAUUUAAAAUUUACUUAUGUUUGAAAUUCCCAGAAGAAGUUUUGUCUUAUUUAACUUCUUUUCAUUCAAGUUGUAAUUUUCAGAAUCUUAAUUAUUUAGAAUAUAUAUUCAGGAUUUGAUGACAAUAUUAGAAGUGUUUUAAUGUUAUAAAUAAGAUUAAGUGGUGUUAUCUAAUAUUAAAUCUAAAAUGAGGUACAAUUUAAAAGGUAGCCCUGAAUAAGUUUUUAAAAAACUUUUAUGCUGUCUCAGAGCGUGAUAUCAGUUAGGUUAGGUUAAUCAUGUCAAACCCAGUUGGAGAUAAGACAAAGUUUUGAAAACAAAUUCCACACAAAAUGGGAAGAGGGGUUACAUUUACUUAGAUAGUAAGAUAACAACUAGCUUAGUUUAAUAAUAAAGAUCUAUUUCAAGAAUCAUCACCAUUGGUCUUUUCCCUAUAAGAAUUCAUAAAGGCUUCUCAACACACACUGAUUACUACUACUUGUAGUCAGUUUAAAAUUAUACCUAACAUUAAAAAGUCUUUUUCAUCGUUUAUGUUUAAAAUUUGCAUUAUUCUUUUUAAAAAUUUCUCCCAUAUAUAACAACUCCAAAUAUAAAACUGAAAAAAAAAAAACAACCUUGAAUAAUUGCAUUGCCCUGUCAUGUUAAUGUGUGAUUUCAACACGUCUCUCCCUUGGAUUUGAAAGGAAAGUAAUGUCAAAUGAGGGUUUUUUCCUAUAGUGAUUAAUGUAAUUAUACAAUCAAAUGAAAUUACAUCACAAAGAAAAAGCUAUAUGAAUUAGAAAUCUCUACAAAUCAUAAAUCUUAAUCAUAGGGAUGUGGUAGUUUUAGUGGUAAUGUUUUUUAAAAUGUUAGUUUGCAAUUUAAAAAUCUUUUGUUUUUCUGCAUCAUUUUAUUCCAUGCUAAAUACUGAAUAAUUCUCUGAGCUGAGGGUAACUUUCUAUUUAGUACUGUUUGUUCCAAUGGUUUGUAAGAAUCUGUUAUGUCAUGUAACCCAUUCAUAAAACUAUGGCCAUAUGCUGAACACAGCUUAUUUACAUCUGUGAUAUUACAUUGUUGCAUUUAUUUUAAAAAGUCAGGUCUGUAGAAAACAAAAGCAGCAUUUACAAUAUAUUGAUGGUUAAGAGAUAUAUACAUCAAUUUUAUUUUUUCUAU
This is a messenger RNA of Lymnaea stagnalis (great pond snail), 17584 nucleotides long. The record is from the annotation of a GenBank genome assembly. Lineage: Eukaryota; Metazoa; Mollusca; Gastropoda; Lymnaeidae.